Messenger RNA from Hyaloperonospora brassicae, 1548 nucleotides. The record is from the annotation of a GenBank genome assembly. NCBI's taxonomy places the organism in Eukaryota, Oomycota, Peronosporomycetes, Peronosporales, Peronosporaceae.
AUGGCGCCCCCCGCUCGCCCCUCGUACAUCGGCGCCAUCGAUCAGGGCACCACGAGCUCGCGCUUCCUCGCGUUCGACCACGCGGGCCGCGUCGCCGCCGCGCACCAGCGCGAGCACCGCCAGCUCUACCCAGCGCCCGGAUACUGCGAGCACGACCCGGAGGAGAUCUUGGCGAACGUCGAGACGUGCGUGCGGGCGGCGCUUUCCGCCUCGAGCGUCGCGCAGCUGACGGCCAUUGGGAUCGCGAAUCAGCGCGAGACAGCGCUCGUGUGGGACCGCCGCUCGGGGCGCCCGCUGUACAACGCCAUAGUGUGGCACGACACGCGGACGCAGGCGAUUGUGCACCGGCUGAAGAGCAGCGGCGGAGGCGGCACUGGACCAGAGGCAAAUGGCGGCAGCGACCGCUUUCGUGCGACGACGGGCCUUCCAGUUGCUACGUACUUUUCAGCGGUGAAGCUGCUCUGGUUGCUGGAAAACGUACCCACUGUGCGGGACAAAGCCGACGCCGGCGACGCGCUGUUUGGUACGAUCGACUCGUGGCUCAUUUGGAACUUGAGCGGUGGCGUCGAUGGCGGCGUCCACGUGACGGACGUGACGAACGCCUCGCGCACGAACCUCAUGCGCCUCGAUACGCUCCAGUGGGACGACGAGAUCUUGACCUGUCUCAACAUUCCAAAGACGAUGCUGCCGGAGAUUCGCUCGAGCUCGGAAGUGUACGCUGUAGGGCACAAGGACAGUGUGAUUCCGGGCAUUCCCAUUGCGGGAGUUAUGGGGGACCAGCACGCGGCGCUCUUUGGUCAGGCCUGUUUCCGUCCUGGCGAAGCGAAGAACACGUACGGCACUGGCUGUUUCUUCAUGAUGAACACGGGCACGACACCUACGCCUUCCACCAAAGGUCUACUCACGACUUUGGGCUACAAGAUCGGCGACCAGCCGGCUGUGUAUGCACUGGAAGGCUCGAUCCCGUUUGCUGGAUCGCUCGUGCAGUGGCUACGCGACAAUCUCAAGAUGAUUGGCAGUGCCGAAGAGGUUGAGGAGUAUGCGAAGAAAGUCGAGGACAACGGUGGCGUGUACCUUGUGCCGGCUUUCUCUGGGCUCUUUGCGCCGCGUUGGCGGGACGACGCACGCGGUGUGAUGGUCGGACUGACGUCGUAUGCGACCCGUGGGCACAUUUGUCGAGCUGCUUUAGAGGCCACUGCGUUCCAGACGCAGGAGGUGGUGGCAGCCAUGGAAAACGAUAGUGGCGUACAUCUUACGAACCUGAAGGUUGACGGUGGAAUGGUGGUGAACGAUACGCUCAUGCAGUUCCAGUCAGACGUGCUGAAUGUGCCAGUGACGCGUCCUGCAGUGGCCGAGACGACGGCGCUCGGCGCAGCGUACGCUGCUGGCCUGGCUGUUGGCUUCUGGCAGACAGAGGAUGAGUUGCGUGAGAAGUGGCAGGUUGGCACCACUUGGAAGCCGGAUAUGGAGCCUAAGAAGCGCAGUCAUUUACUCCAUCAGUGGAGCAAAGCUGUCGAGCGAACCUUGAAUUGGGAGGAGCAGGAAUGA